AUGGGGAAGCAGAAACAACAAGUGAUUUCCCGCUUCUUUGCACCCAAACCCCAAACUUCGGCCGCCGUCACCACCCCUUCAAACACCGUCUCUUCCCCCUCUCCACCAACCCUUACGCCCAAAAUCACCACCACUGUCACUUUCUCACCGGCAAAACGCCUCAGAAACACUCAUCUCAGUUCCCCUCACAAUAAACUAGCUAAACAAGCUCACCCCCAGAAGAACAGCUCUCCUACCCCAGCCUCACCCCUACCACCCAUUAGAACCCCUGAAUUUUCACCCCGCAUUGAUGACCCCGUUUUGCCCAUACCCGACCCCACCCUUCACCAAAAGUUUCUCAAUAAACUUCUAGAACCUACCCAAGAUGCUUUAGAACCUUGGAAAGAUAAUAAUAAUAGCAAAUUUUUGAACCCUAAAUACACUCCACUUGAACAACAAGUAGUUGAACUUAAGGCCAAGUACCCUGAUGUACUUUUGAUGAUCGAGGUUGGAUAUAGAUAUAGGUUUUUCGGAAAGGAUGCUGAAAACGCUGCUAGAGUAUUGGGUAUCUAUGCCCACAUGGAUCAUAACUUUUUGACUGCAAGCAUUCCCACUUUUAGGUUACACGUUCAUGCUAGAAGGCUUGUGAGUGAAGGGUACAAAGUUGGUGUUGUGAAACAAACUGAGACUGCGGCAAUUAAGGCCCAUGGGAGUAAUAAGUUGGGACCAUUUUGUCGUGGAUUGUCAGCCUUGUACACAAAGGCUACAUUGGAGGCUGCAGAGGAUUUGGGAGGUGGGGAGGAGGGUUGCAGUUCAUGUAAUAAUUAUUUGGUCUGUGUUGUGGAGAAGGUGGUCGAGAAUGUAGAGAGUGGGAUUGACGUGAGGGUGGGGAUUGUUGGGGUUGAGAUUUCAACUGGGGAUGUUGUUUAUGGGGAAUUUGAUGAUAAUUUUAUGAGGGCUGGAUUAGAGGCUAUGAUUCUAAAUUUAUCACCUGCUGAAUUGCUUAUGGGGAAGCAACUGUCUAAGCGAACUGAGAAGUUACUAUUAGCAUAUGCUGGGCCUGCCAAAAAUGUUAGAGUUGAGCAUGCUACACAAGAUUGCUUCAGUGAUGGUGGUGCCUUAGCAGAAGUAAUGUCUCUAUACGAGGACAUGAAUAAAAAUAAGUCAGCAAAUGGUUAUCAAAUGGAAGCUACAGAGGAGAGCACACAAGCCAGUAAUUGCUUGGCAAUUGAGGGAAUUAUGGACAUGCCUGAUUUGGCAAUUCAAGCAUUAGCCUUAACCAUUCGUCACCUAAAACAAUUUGGUUUUGAAAGAAUUCUGUGUCUGGGAGCUUCAUUCCGGUCUCUCUCAAGCAACGUGGAGAUGACUCUUUCAGCCAAUGCAUUACAGCAAUUAGAGGUUCUGAAGAGUAAUUCUGAUGGUUCAGAGUCAGGGGCCUUAUUUCAGUGUAUGAAUAAUACUCUGACCACAUUUGGUUCAAGGCUUUUGAGACAUUGGGUAACUCAUCCUCUAUGUGAUAGAAAUAUGAUAUAUGCCCGUUUAGAUGCUGUUUCAGAAAUUGUCGAGUCCAUGGGAUCUGGAGAAGCUUCUCAGGAUUUCGACCUUUAUGAGGAAGACUCUGACAUCAUUUUCGUGCAGCCUGAUAUUCAUCAUAUUUUGUCUUCUGUUUUGAUCACAUUAGGACGGUCACCUGACAUUCAGCGCGGGAUUGCAAGAAUCUUCCAUCAAACUGCUACAGCUUCUGAGUUUAUUGCCAUUAUUCAAGCCAUCUUAGCUGCUGGAAAACGACUCCAGCGACUUCAGAUUGAAGAAGAGGACAAAAACGUACAUACAAACAUGAGAACUGUGCGCUCUGUGUUGUUGAGAAAGCUGAUAUCGACAGCUUCAUCUUCUAGUGUUAUCAGUACUGCUGCAAAAUUUUUGUCUUCCCUAAACAAAGAAGCUGCCAGUCAACGGGAUCUUGAAAACCUAUUUAUCGUUUCUGAUGGAAAAUUCCCAGAGGUUGCUGCAGCAAGGACCAAAGUCCAGUUGGCAAAUGAGAAAUUAGAGCAACUGAUUGGUCUGUAUCGCAAACAGCUGAGAAUGAACAAUAUAGAGUUUGUGAAUGUCUCUGGAGUUACACAUUUGAUAGAGUUGCCUUUAGAUGUGAAGGUGCCUUCAAACUGGAUGAAGGUAAAUAGUACCAAAAAAUCAAUACGCUACCAUCCACCUGAAGUAUCAAGUGCUUUAGAUCAGUUGUUACUGGCAAAUGAGGAGCUAUCUGUUGUCUGCCGAACUGCAUGGGAUAGUUUUCUAAAGACAUUUAUUGGACACUACUCUGAAUUCCAAGCUGCUGUUCAAGCAUUAGCUGCCUUGGAUUGCCUAUAUGCACUUGCCAUGCUUUCGAGGGAUAAGAAUUAUGUGCGCCCAGUUUUUGUGAGUGAUGAAGAGCCUGUUCAGAUACACAUCACUUCUGGUCGUCAUCCUGUCAUGGAGAAUAUAUUGCAAGAAAAUUUUGUACCAAACGAUACAAAUUUGCAUGCGGAAGGACAGUAUUGUCAGAUUGUAACUGGACCAAACAUGGGUGGAAAGAGUUGCUAUAUUCGCCAAGUUGCACUUAUAGCAAUCAUGGCUCAGGUUGGUUCUUUUGUACCAGCAUCAUCAGCAACACUGCAUGUGAUGGAUGGGAUUUACACACGAAUGGGAGCUUCUGAUUGUAUUCAACUGGGAAAGAGCACCUUCUUAGAAGAAAUGAGCGAGGUGUCUCACAUUCUUCAUCAUUGCACGUCCCGUUCGUUGGUUAUAAUUGAUGAGCUCGGUAGAGGCACAAGUACACACGAUGGGGUAGCAAUCGCUUAUGCCACAUUGCAUUAUCUUCUAGAGCGUAAAAGAUGCCCAGUCCUCUUUGUCACACAUUACCCUAAAAUAGUCGAAAUCAAGAAGGAAUUUCCAGGCUCGGUUGGAGCUUACCAUGUCUCGUAUCUGACAUCACAGAGCAAGCCAGACGUUGACUUGAUUUCUAGUCAGAAAGUGGACAGUAUGGAUUAUGAUGAUGUCACCUAUCUUUACAAACUCGUACCUGGUGUUGCAGAGAGAAGUUUUGGAUUUAAGGUUGCUCAGCUUGCACAGCUACCAACUUCUUGUAUUAAACGAGCCAUUUCUAUGGCUGCAAGGUUCGAAGUAGAAGCAUGCAACAGAGAGAACCACAGGUUUCUAAUGAACUUUUCAACUGAAACACUGCCCAAUAAUAAAGCUUGCGAGGUAGAAAAGGCUCUCUCUAUAUUUUCUGAUAGCACGGACGCAGAUGGAGUUGAAAACUUAGAGAAACUUGAAAAUGCUUACAAGGAUUUAUUCUCAAGACUAAAUUUGAGCCUCCACGAAGAUGUUGGAAAGAGUUUUCACACGUUGAAGUACUCGCAAAACCUUGCCUUUGAAUUGAUGAAAAUAGAUGAAUGCAGGCUUUGA
Molecule: messenger RNA, 3423 nt
Organism: Fraxinus pennsylvanica
Lineage: Eukaryota; Viridiplantae; Streptophyta; Magnoliopsida; Lamiales; Oleaceae
Source: the annotation of a GenBank genome assembly